GCGCGGGCUGGGCCCAGGGCGACAGCGGAGCCUUCACGCCGCUUUCUCCGCGCGCUGACGGAGGAUUCCUGGCCUCACAGCAGUGCCUGGGCUGUGGGCGUCCCCGGCAGUCCUCGGCUGCGGGACCUGUAUCGGGACUGCGCAAAGUGGGCUUCCAGGAGAGCGGGGCGGCCCUCAGUCAGCUGACCCCUUGGAGCGUGGGGCAGCCCAGGCCCGUGAGGCCGCCAGUGUCACCCUCAGGCCCGCGAGGCCCCCGAUCCCCUUGUGGGGUCCAAGGCCCAUUCUGGAUCAGUCACGAGGCAAGACCGCGGACCCUCAGGAGAUCACCAGGAGCCCGCCGCGCAUUCCUCCGCCUCCACCGCGCCGGUCACCUGCUCAGCCCGAGGGCAGCCAGCGGCCAUCGCCCCAGUGAGGCGGCCGGUGAGGAGCUGAGGCCGUGACCAGGGCAGCGCCCCGCGAGUCAGCGUCAGUGCCCGCGCCAGCCGGUUCCUCAGACAAUCAGCUCACCAUUCCCAUCGCUUAUGCUGGGCAAUCAUCAAUAUACCCGCUGUCAUGUCAUCUCAUUUUGCAACUUCUUCAAACAAAGCAUGAAGAGAGAAAGCAAAGAAUUGUGAAAUGAGAAGCCGACCCCUCCCGCAAUGCCCGCCCCGCCGUGCGCCUCCUGCCAUGCUGCACGCGCCGCCCUCCGCCGUCCGCUCUCGGGCCAAGCGCUGUGCGGUGCCUGCUUCUGCGCCGCCUUCGAGGCCGAGGUACUGCACACGGUGCUCGCCGGCCGCCUGCUGCCGCCCGGCGCGGUGGUGGCCGUGGGCGCCUCGGGCGGCAAGGACUCCACGGUGCUGGCGCACGUGCUGCGCGCGCUGGCGCCGCGCCUGGGCAUCUCACUGCAGCUCGUGGCCGUCGAUGAGGGCAUCGGUGGCUACCGGGACGCGGCGCUGGCGGCCGUGCGGCGCCAGGCGGCGCGCUGGGAGCUGCCGCUCACGGUCGUGGCCUACGAAGACCUCUUUGGGGGCUGGACGAUGGACGCCGUGGCCCGCAGCACAGCCGGCUCCGGCCGCAGCCGCUCGUGCUGCACCUUCUGUGGAGUGCUGCGGCGCCGGGCGCUGGAGGAAGGGGCGCGCCGCGUGGGAGCCACGCACAUCGUGACAGGUCACAACGCCGACGACAUGGCGGAGACCGUGCUCAUGAACUUCCUACGGGGCGACGCGGGGCGGCUGGCCCGGGGCGGGGGCCUGGGCUCUCCCGGCGAGGGGGGCGCCCUGCCGCGCUGCCGCCCGCUGCAGUUCGCCUCGCAGAAGGAGGUGGUGCUGUACGCGCACUUCCGCCGCCUCGACUACUUCUCCGAGGAGUGCGUCUACGCGCCCGAGGCCUUCCGCGGCCACGCCCGGGACCUGCUCAAGCGCCUAGAGGCGGCGCGGCCGUCGGCGGUGCUGGACCUCGUGCACUCGGCCGAGCGCCUGGCGCUGGCCCCGGCCGCGCGGCCCCCGCGCCCCGGCGCCUGCUCCCGCUGUGGGGCGCUGGCCAGCCGCACGCUCUGCCAGGCCUGCGCGCUCCUGGACGGCCUGAACCGCGGCCGGCCCCGCCUGGCCAUCGGCAAGGGCCGCCGGGGUCUGGACGAGGAAGCGACGCCGGGGACGCCCGGGGAUCCGGCCCGGCCUCCCGCCUCCAAGGCAGUCCCCACCUUCUAGCGACUUCGGGCCUCCCGCCGGGAUCUGAUGCCGCGGGGUGGGGGCUGCCUGUAAAUGACACUGUGAAUAAACCCGUUACCUUA
Molecule: messenger RNA, 1768 nt
Organism: Gorilla gorilla gorilla (western lowland gorilla)
Lineage: Eukaryota; Metazoa; Chordata; Mammalia; Primates; Hominidae
Gene: CTU1
Product: cytosolic thiouridylase subunit 1
Exons: 5
Coding region: 639-1685 (348 amino acids)
Biological process (GO): tRNA wobble position uridine thiolation
Cellular component (GO): mitochondrion; cytosolic tRNA wobble base thiouridylase complex
Molecular function (GO): tRNA binding
Source: RefSeq, a predicted model, not a curated record